GUGCGCACGUCCGAUCCGGGCCCAUCAUGCGUCAAGGAUUCGCCUCCGGCUGCCGCCCAACUAAACUACACUACACGGCGCAUGGUCCCGGCCCCAGCGCGACCUAUCCGCGCGGCCAACGUGCACUACCGGGCCUACUGCCUUCCACGUCCUACGCUACGCGUCUUUCCUGGCGACCUACUCUCUCUCUCUCUCUCUCUCUCUCUGUGUCUGUGUCUGUGGUUCGCUCUCUCUCUCUCUCUGUGUCUGUGUCUGUGGUUCGGGCUUUGGUGCUACCUGCUCCGUGCUUGGUGCUUUGUGCUUGGAGCUACGUGCUUCGUGCUUCGGGCUUGGAGCCACUUGCUAGUGCUACUAGCUACGCGCUACGAAUUGGUGGAACUCCCCUUUCUCUCUCAUGGGUCCUACGUGAUUCGUGGUUGGAGCUACGUGCUACAUGUUUCGCGCAACGUGCUAAGUGCUAGAAUCCAUGUCAUCAUAUCCACAUAGUCGCAACCCUGGGAGCGUGCCUUCUGAAGGUGGAGGAGGAGGGAGUGCGGGGGGUGGUGGUUGGAGAGGAGGUCGAGGAGAGGAGAGGGGCAAGAGUGGAGGUGGUGCAGGGGGGCGAGGAGAUGACGGUAGUAGUCAUUCGCAGCCAAGACGUGGAAGUGCUGGCUUGGUGCCAUCGAAGUCGACUCUUUAUGUGGGAAAUUUAGAUUACGCACUGACGAACAAUGACCUGCACACUAUCUUUAGCACAUGUGGUCAUGUUGGUAAAGUCUCCAUCGUGAAGCACAGAUCCACGAGGGAAAGUACUGGCGUUGCUUUCAUACUGUACACGAAGAGAGAAGAUGCAAUCAGUGCUGUCGGGAUUAUGAAUGGCAAAGUUCUGAAUGGAAGAACGUUGAAGGUUUGUAUCGCUAAAGAUAACGGAAGAGCAAAGGAGUUCAUCAAACGAAAGGUCUACAAAGACAAAAGCCGCUGUUACGAGUGUGGCGAGUUCGGCCACCUUUCCUACGAUUGCCCAAAGAAUUUGUUGGGAUCCAGAGUACGACCUUUGAAAAAGAAGCAAAGGAAAGUGCAGCAGCCUGGAGUGCGGCCGCCUAGACAGGGUGCUGUUGCACGGCCGCAGCCAUCAAGGCCAGGUGCAGGUAAUGAUGAAGAGGCUGAUGACGAAGAGGAAGAAGAUGAUGAAGAUGCCAUGGAGUUCGAGGAUGAUGGAUGGGGAUCUGUGGUUGCACCAAGGCCUGCAUGGGGUUCCUCAUCUCAGCCUCAGGAUGCAAAUCCGGUGGCUAGGGGAUUGAAAGGCCCAAGAAAGAGGACAGGCUAUUUCAGUGACGAGAGUGGCGAAGACUGAUUUUGAUGGGACAAGUAAGUGCGGUGUUUGAUGAAUUCUUGUCAAUUGUGUA
This is a messenger RNA of Chara braunii, 1385 nucleotides long. Lineage: Eukaryota; Viridiplantae; Streptophyta; Charophyceae; Charales; Characeae. The record is from the annotation of a GenBank genome assembly.